AUGUCGUACGAAACUGACAACUAUGACCAGCGCGACCGCUCACCUCGUCGUCGAUCUCGCUCACCGCGACGCUCCAGACGCUCUUACUCGCCCCGCAGCCGCUCGCGCAGCCGUGAGGAUUACCGUCGCACAGAACGUCGCUCGCGCUCUCCAAACAGUGGCGCCCAAGCUGCGGCAGGUGGUUAUCAGUCUUACGGUGCCGGUCGAGGAGGCUCAUCGCGACCUGUCGAGAACAAGGGCGAGAUGAUGCAAAGUAUUAGGGAUUCUUCGCAACAAGACCGUCGCGUCUAUGUGGGAAACUUAUCAUACGAUGUCAAGUGGCACCACCUGAAGGAUUUCAUGCGUCAAGCUGGUGAAGUCCUCUUUGCAGAUGUCUUGCUGCUUCCCAACGGAAUGUCAAAGGCGCAGAACGCCGUUGCAUCGCUCAGCAACCAGAACCUAAUGGGCCGCCUCGUAUACGUUCGCGAAGACCGAGAGGCCGAGCCUCGAUUCAGCGCCCCCGGCGGCGGCGGUCGCGGAGACUUUGGCGGUGGAAUGGGCCCACGCGGCGGCUAUGGAGGUGGUUUUGGCGGUCACCCAGCUGCUGGUGGCGCCGGUGCUGGACGACAGGUCUAUGUUGCCAACCUUCCCUAUAACGUAGGCUGGCAAGACUUGAAAGACCUCUUUCGUCAGGCUGCCAACAACGGUCAAGUGCUUCGCGCUGACGUCCACACCGCGCCUGACGGCCGUCCUAAGGGCUCCGGCAUCGUUGCAUUCGAGACACCCGAGGACGCACGCAAUGCCAUUACCCAGUUCAACGGCUAUGACUGGCAGGGCCGAAACCUAGAGGUUCGUGAGGACCGUUUCGCCGGUGCUCAGGGUGGUUUCGGCGGCCGUGGCGGAUUUGCUGGCGGUCGUGGAGGCUUUGGUGGAGGCUUUGGACGUGGUGGUUUUGGUGCCCGUGGUGGCUUCGGUGGCGGCUUCGGCGGUCGUGGAGGCUAUGGCGGUGGUGCUGGAUACGGUGGUGGUGCUCCUGGCGGCCCUGCCUUCGACCCCAAUGCUGCUCCUGCUGCACCGAACCCGUUCACAGACUAUGCUACCGCAGGUGGAGAGCCUAGUAACACCAUCUACGUCCGUAACCUUCCCUGGUCGACUAGCAACGAGGAUCUCGUCGAGCUCUUCACUACUAUCGGCAAGGUCGAGCGCGCUGAGAUUCAGUAUGAGCCCAACGGCCGCUCUCGUGGAACUGGUGUUGUCGAAUUUGAGAAGGCUGCAGACGCAGAAACCUCUAUUGCCAAGUUCACCGGUUAUCAGUACGGUGGCAGACCCCUGGGCCUGGCCUAUGUCAAGUACACUAAUCUGGGUAACGGCGACGCCAUGGAGGGUACUGAGCACACAGGUGGCUUGACUCAGGAUCAAAUCAUGUAAUCCGGUCUCGGGUAUACGGAGUUUCCUUGACGUGGCAAAUAUUUGCUAGUUCGUUCAUGCGAACUAUAUGUGUGUUCCGCUUAUGAGCGCCGUCAUGUUACGAGGUUCUUUGAUCUCAUGUUUCGAGUCUCUCCUCGGAGAAGAGGGUUGAGAAUAAUUUGCUCAAGCUUUCUGAUCAACGGGGAUACUGCGGAACAAAAUUUCAUUGUCUAGGGAAAAUGGCUAGCUGUCAAGAGGUAGCUUCAGAUCGCAUGGAGAUCUCAUGGGUUCACAA
Molecule: messenger RNA, 1681 nt
Organism: Pyrenophora tritici-repentis Pt-1C-BFP
Lineage: Eukaryota; Fungi; Ascomycota; Dothideomycetes; Pleosporales; Pleosporaceae
Source: RefSeq, a predicted model, not a curated record